AUGUCUGAAGCAGCCCCCGCCCAGUACAAGCAGAAAAGCCGCAAGGGCAAGAAGGCCUGGCGCAAGAACGUCGACGUGACGCACAUCUCUGCUGGCCUCGACGAAGUGCGGGACCAGAUCACGGCAGGUGGCGUCAUUGCCGAGAAGCCCUCCGACCAACUCUUCGCCGUCGACACUGCCGGCGAUGCUGCCAUCCACAAGAAAGUGCAGUCACGACACAAGCCCCUCAAGGUCGACCAGAUCCUCGCCCAGCGCUCCGCCGUCCCCGCCGUGCCCUCGCGCAAACGCCUCUCCGAUCUCGACGAUCAAGGCAAGAGAAAGAAGGCCAAGGUCUCCGGCAGAGAGUACGACCGGCUGCGCGCCAUCGCAUACGGCGGCGAGCAGGUCAAGAAGGACGUAGUGCAGUCUGGCCACACCGCCGACUACGAUCCCUGGGCCGUCCAGGAAGUUGCCGAGGAGCCCCAGUUCUCGUUUCUGGAGAAGAAGAAGGCCAAGGUCGAGCCCGUCACUCUGAAGCGCGCCCCCGUCUCGCUCGCAAAGGACGGCAAGACCAUCCCCGCCGUCCGCAAGCCCGCCGCCGGCAAAUCAUACAAUCCCAACUUCGACGAGUGGCAGGCUCUGCUGAUCAAGGAGUCGGAAAAGGCCGUCGCAGACGAGAAGAAGCGCCUCCAGGAAGCCCAGGAGGAAGCAGAGCGCAUGGAGCGCGCGGCCGCCGAGUCAGAGUCCGACUCGGGCGAGGAGAGCGUGUGGGAGAGCGAGUGGGAGGGCUUCAGCGAAGAGGAGGGCAAGACAAAAGCGAAGCGGCCGGAGCGCAAGUCAGCAACACAGCGGAACAAGAUCAAGCGGAGAAAGGACGCCGAGCGACAAGCCAAGCACGACGCCAAGAUGAAGGCAAAGGACCAGCAGGUGCAGAUGAUCAAGGCGCUGGCCAAGAGCGUGGAAGAGAAGGAGAGGUCAAGAGACGCAGCCAGGAGCAUGGCACUUGCAAUCCAAGCCGAAGCCGAAGGUACCCUCGACGUCCAAGACGGCGAGGAGCUCGAGCUGCGGAAGAAGCAGUUCGGCAGGAUCCCCAUCAUGGAAGCGCCCCUCGAAGUCGUGCUCCCCGACGAACUGCGCGACUCGCUGCGCGCCCUCAAGCCCGAGGGCAACCUGCUCAAGGACCGCUUCCGCAGCAUGAUGCUGCGCGGCGUCGUCGAGCCCCGCCGCCACAUUCCCUACGCCAAGCAGAAGAAAUACACAGUCUCGGAGAAGUGGAGCUACAAGGACUGGGAGCUGCCGGCUGCCAAGUAG
Ascochyta rabiei is the source of this 1290-nucleotide messenger RNA. RefSeq lists its product as uncharacterized. The transcript has 3 exons. Gene Ontology annotation, molecular function: 5S rRNA binding. The record is from RefSeq and is a predicted model, not a curated record. NCBI's taxonomy places the organism in Eukaryota, Fungi, Ascomycota, Dothideomycetes, Pleosporales, Didymellaceae. Bases 1 to 1290 code for a protein of 429 amino acids. Gene Ontology annotation, cellular component: nucleolus. Gene Ontology annotation, biological process: rRNA processing; ribosomal large subunit assembly.